Molecule: messenger RNA, 3759 nt
Organism: Bactrocera latifrons
Lineage: Eukaryota; Metazoa; Arthropoda; Insecta; Diptera; Tephritidae
Gene: Stim
Product: stromal interaction molecule homolog
Exons: 10
Coding region: 368-3361 (997 amino acids)
Biological process (GO): store-operated calcium entry; activation of store-operated calcium channel activity; intracellular calcium ion homeostasis
Cellular component (GO): endoplasmic reticulum; plasma membrane
Molecular function (GO): calcium channel regulator activity; calcium ion binding; protein binding
Source: RefSeq, a predicted model, not a curated record
ACCCAAAUGUGAGCUUGAAAACUUAUUCGUUCGUGUCAUUAUUUAGUUGAACGGGAAGAAAACGGAAAAUAUUUAAUUUCUUGAUCAUAGGCCUUUUAUAGGACGGAAUUCGUAAUAAAAAGUGGAAAAAUACUUAAAAAUUGAUUGUGUUUUACGUUGGUAGGAGAAGUACAAAAGGAUGUGCCAUUGGUAGACGUCAUCUCGUUCCAUUAAAUUAGCAUUCUAUUCAAAUAUUUAUUGUUAUCAAUAUUUGUUUGCCGAAGUUGUUGUUGCUGUCGUUGUUGUUUGCGCAAAAUAACACACAACUCACAAGCAAACACCCAUAAUACACUUGAACUGCACACCUAGCGGCAGCGGACGAUACACCAUGCAACGCAAACUGUUGCUCUAUGCGCUGCUCUUCUUGGCAGUGACGUCGCAAAAAUGUCAUGUAGUCGAAAGUGGCGGCCCACCCAGCGACACUAUGGGCACAAUAGCCGCCAAUCGCUACAAUGCCGAACAGCAGCAGCAGCAACACCAACAACAGCAUCAUCUUCCCACAACGGCGCAUCAUCAAGGCGGCACUGGUGGUGGCGGCAGUAACAGCGUUGUGCCGGCGCCCGCAGCGCCAACGGCCGCCACACACGCUUUAUACCAUCCAUCACCAGCGGGCAGUGGCCACAUGGAGCAUCGCAAUUCAUAUAAUCUGCUAAGCGAAGCAAUGUCGCAGGCUGUCAGCAAUGAAUUCAGUUCACUGGGCAGUGGUUCGGCGGAUGGUGCUUGCCAUGCAGAUGAUUUGGAUUGUUAUAGUGGCAAUGUGCAAGAUCGUUUGGGUAUGGAGGCUAUACGUACGCUGCAUCGUCAGCUUGAUGAUGACGACAAUGGCAAUAUCGAUUUGAGCGAAUCGGACGACUUUUUACGCGAAGAACUCAAAUAUGACUCCGGUUAUGAGAAGCGUCAGAAAGCGUUCCAUUUUAACGAUGAUAUGCACAUUUCCGUGAAGGAGCUGUGGGAGGCGUGGCUACGUUCGGAGGUACAUAACUGGACCAUGGAGCAAACUUCAGACUGGUUGGCGCAAUCAGUGCAAUUACCACAAUAUGUCGAACUAUUUCGUUUGCAUAAAGUGACCGGUGCUACAUUGCCAAGAUUGGCAGUAAAUAAUAUGCAUUAUGUGGGCAAUGUUCUGGGCAUAAAGGAUCCCAUUCAUAAGCAGAAAAUUGCGCUCAAGGCCAUGGACGUUGUGCUCUUCGGACCGCCGCGUGAGACCGGCACACGCUGGAAGGAUUAUAUUUUAGUGACGCUAUUACUCAGUGCAAUUAUAGGUUGUUGGUAUGCAUAUCAACAAAAUAAGAAUGCUAAAAGACAUUUACGACGUAUGGCUCAAGACAUGGAGGGACUGCAGCGCGCCGAGCAGAGUUUACAAGAGAUGCAAAAGGAAUUGGAACGUGCGCGCAUGGAGCAAGAGAAUGUUGCUACUGAAAAAAUGGAUUUGGAACGUCGACUUAAAGAGGCUCCCACACUUUCAUCAUCCAGCUCUGAUCUGGAGGUGCAAAAGUUGAAAAAGGAAAUCGAAAUAUUGCGUACUGAACUGUCACGCGCUGAAAUCGAAUUGGUGGAUAACUGCUGGACACCGCCACCACAACUACAAUCUUGGCUGCAAUACACCUACGAAUUGGAAAGCAAGAAUCAUUUGAAGAAACGUGUUUCAGCCGAAAAACAAUUGCAAUCUGCGCGGGAAGCAUGUGAGAAAUUGCGUAAGAAACGUUCAAGCUUAGUUGGUGCAUUUGUCUCGACGCAUGGCAAAAGUAUUGACGAUGUCGAUCGCUCUAUUGUGGAAGCACGCAAUUCGCUCAGUGAGGUAACAAACGAGUUGCAAGAACGUCUGCAUCGUUGGAAACAAAUUGAGAAUUGUCUGGGCUUUAAUAUUGUCAACAAUAACGGUUUACAGUAUCUGGAGAAUGUAUUAUACAAUCGCAAUGGCGGCAGCAGUGUUAGCUCCAAUAAGGGUUCACGAGGCCGCAUAACGAGCAGCAGCGAUGAUUUAGACGAUGAAUCUGUGCAAGCCAACUUUUGCGAUCCCAAAGCACGGAUCUGGUACCAAUGGAAAUCUACACGUUCCUUAAUAGACAGCAACAACAGCAUAGCACGAAACCCAACAUCAUUAAUGGCAGCAACAGCAACAACCACAACAGCCUUUCCACGGGACAACAAUUCAUUGGCAGCGGAAGUGGAAUUGUUGGAAAACUUAGCGGAACCAACAAGAAGAUGGUCAAGCAGCACAGCACAACUAGCCAACAGUCCACAUCGUCCACAUCAUCGUCCGUCCAUUCAACACCAUCCGCACCUGGUGCACUCGGCGCAGACUCACGCAGCGGCAGUGGCAAGGGACAAUCCCCCGGACGUUGGUCAUCCCAUGAGCGCAUCUUGCCAAUCCAUCAACAACAGCAACAGCAGCAGCACGAACCUCAAAUGCUUAUUUGGCAGUCAAUGCAGUCUGUGCAGCACAAGCAGCCAACCGCCGCUCACGGACAGCAACAGCAGCAGCAACCACAAUCAGCGCAGCACGCUGGAGAUAAAGAGUCGUUCAUGCAGCCCCAAUACACAGCAAUUGCUGGAAAGCCGCCCGCUGUCGGCGCAAUACCCGCACAAUACCAGCAAUUACCCACCUCGCUUAGCCUGCAAUCGCUGUGCGGGGGGCAGACACCACAGCAUGGGAGCGAUAAUAUCAGCCUCGGCACCGCCGUCGGCGCCACCACCACCACCACCACAUCUGCGCCAGCUGCUGCGUCGGCACACAGUGAUACCCAAAUGGAGGACCAACUGUUGCUCAGCGCCGACAGCGCCAGUCUCGACGGCGGCGCCACCAUUAAGAAGCGAAAACGACGUCUGCGCUUCCCCUUCGGCGGCGGACACCGCAAAUCUGCCAGCAACGCAAGCGCCAGCAGUGGCAGCACAGCCAGCGUCAGCGUCAGCUCCAACAAACAUACAUAGCUCGCAUAGCGUUGACUGUCUGACAACAUCCUACAGGGGCGCCGCCGCCGCCGCAAUAAUGGAGGAUGAGUUGACGAUGCAGAAGGAACAACAACAACUACAGCAGCAGCAGCUAGGCAACGAUGACGACCGCAUGCACGAUGUUAUGGACAACGAUGAUAUUUUCAAAGAAAAUUUUUAUAAACGUAAUAGUAGCCACAAAAACGCCUAUGCGCAUGCCGACUCAGAGGCGGAGGCAUACUCUCAGGUUACUUUGAAUUUUGCUAAACGAGCCGCGCACGCCGCUGCGACUGCGCGGCAAUUAAACGAGCAUGACAAUAAUAAUUUUAGUGAUACCCAAGGCGACUUGAGGAGCACGCCGACAAGUGGCUUCACGAUAACGGCCACCUAAUUGCGGUGGUCGAACGAAAUAUUUAUAUUUUUUAACACAAAUGUUACACGUCUUCCAUGUAUGACGACUGGAACCGACAACAAUGCGAAUAAAAUGUGCGUGCGAGUACUUAAUUUUGCAUAAUUGUACAUACGAACAUAUACUAAUUGGAGAAGGUCACAUAAACACAUUGCAUGCAAGCACACUCACACAAACUCAGACAUAGAACAUAGUAACCCUGAUCUCCGAAAGCAUGAGUAACUCCUAGACAUGUGCCCAAACGUCAUGCUAUGGCACAUCACUUCAGUGCUUCCUCGCAUUGCGUAUAUAUUUUAAAAUCUAAAGCAGUUUAACCUAAACAAACUUCGCCAAACGACAAGUGAAAAUAAAAUAAAUUUUUUGUACAAAAAAAAAAAGAA